GCAACAGAGCGAGCUGUCAUGUGCAUGGAACAGAGGCUCGUGCGGUUUGAUACCCAGCUAUACAGCCACCACCAGUCGCUCUUUCUUAUUAUUUCUCAUAAAAAAAUAUCGUUUCAUUUAGGAUUUAUCGAAUGUCACUCCACUCAUGAAUUCUGACUUGAGAAGACUGAAGUGGACUGUAUUGGUGUGAAGGCUAACACACAGGGAUUCCAAUGCCUUCCAGACAACAAUCUAAGAUGGGGAAUUGAAGAGGCUCCUAUCAGGAACAUCAUCUGCAGUGGUUCCCUGGUUGGCCCACUGUCUGUGGACUGAACAGACACCAUGAAGGGUCUAUCAAGCAGCCGCAGCCACCACCAUUUGGUCACCUGUGACCCUGGUUCCUAUGAUGCCCUAGGCCAUGGCCACCACCCUGACCGCAAGCCCUACCUGAUCAACCAGAUGGACAUGCCCAUGUCCCACCCCUCUGACCAUGCCUACUACACCCAGGUCCAGAGCCAGCAUAACCAGAAGAACCACACUGCCUUCCCCUCAGACAGUAGUGUGGUGCCCUAUGGGACCUUCCCCAGACGACACUACAGCAGCUCACACCACGAGCUGAAGGAUCGGGUGGGGGUGGAUGAGUGUGCUGUGGUGCCCUAUGGUGUGGGUGUUGGUGUGGGUAACAUGCUUCCCAACAAGGGCGUCAACAUCCGCCUGCCAGUCAACCUGCUGGACCAGUUUGAGAGGCAGCCGUCAUUCACCCGGGACGGCUACCACACGCUGCAGUACAAGAGGACGGCACUGGAGCAGCGCAACGACAGCCCCGGACGCAUCCGCCACCUGGUCCACUCCGUCCAGAAACUCUUCGCAAAGUCCCACUCCUUGGAGGGGCCAAACUCCAAGCAGGGAAGCAUCAAUGGCAGCAGGAACAGCCCCGAGAGCGAGACGCCCCCCACGCAGAAGCACCGCAAACGUAGCAAGAGCAGGGAGCGCUGCAAGUCAGCUGAGCCCAAGCACAGGAGCCCCACCUCGGGGUACUGGAGCUCAGACGACAUGCUGGAUGACCGAGACGUCUGUCACAGCCUGUUGCACAGCCCCACUGGAGUCAUGACCAUGGGCCGCCACCCGGACAAGUCCCAGUCGCAGUACUUUAUGGAGGCCUACAACACCAUCAGUGAACACGCCCUGAAAACGUCGCGCAGUAAUAACGACGUAGUAAAACACACCUGUGUCCCCUCCCAUAUCCCCAUAAGCAUGGAUGCCCAGCUCAUGAAGAAGAGCUUAUGGUCGUCCAGUCUAACGGUGAGCAGGGCUCGCCAAGUCUACCAGAAGGCCUCAGUAAAUUUAGAUCAUAAAGCGCUAGUGAAAUCUGAGGCUUGUCAGCAGGAGCGCUCAUGCCAGUUCUUGCAGGUGCCACAGGACGAGUGGAGUGGCUUCUCGCCUCUGGGGGGUAAGGAGGAUGACAUCCCAUGUCGACGCAUGCGCAGCGGGAGCUAUGUGAAGGCUAUGGCCGAGGAAGAAGACAGCGAAGACUCUGAGGGAAGUCCAAAGCCAUCGCCAAAGGUCCAGGCCCAAGGUCGACGGGCCAGCUAUAUCAAAGCCACCCAGCCAUCACUGACUGAAAUGACCACCUUAAAGAUCUCCAACGAACACUCUCCGAAGCUGCAGAUCAGGAGCCACAGCUACCUGCGGGCGGUGAGUGAAGUUUCCAUCAAUAGGAGCCUGGACACCCUGGACCCCAAAGGGCUCCUGGACCCCAAAGCGCUGCUCUCCUCACCCCAAUACCGCUCGCGAAACGAGAGUUACAUGAGGGCUAUGAGCACCAUCAGCCAGGUGAGUGAGGUGGAGGUGAACGGGCAGAUAGAGCAGGUGUGUGAGCAGGUGUACAGUGAGAUGGAGUCGCAGGCCAUGGAUGCGUUGGACCUGCCCAUGCCGAGCUGCUUCCGCAUGCGUAGAAACAGCUACGUGAGGGCCAUGGACCAGGGCUGCUCAGAGGAUGACGGGAUGUCCCUGCUGCCCUCCUCACCCCCCAGGACCACCACCACCACCGUCAGGACCAUCCAGAGCAGCACAGUGUCAUCAUGCAUCACCACCUAUAAGAAGACCCCUCCCCCGGUGCCGCCCCGCACCACUAUCUCCAAACCCUUCAUCUCCAUCACAGCCCAGAGCAGCACCGAGUCGGCCCAGGAUGCCUUCAUGGAUGGCCAUGGCCAGGGGAACAGGGACAGCCACCCCCGGGGAGACAUGACCGUCCAGUCAGCCCUGUCCAACUCCACGGAGAGCAUCGACAGCAUGAAGGCCCUGACGGCAGCCAUCGAAGCGGCCAACGCCCAGGUCCACGGCCCCGCCAGUCAGCAUGUCUCAAACAGCACCAUAACCAUCACCACAACCUCUGCCCUGGCCCAGAUCACUGAGGACAGCAGGAAGGAGCAGGCCAGGAGGGCCAAGUGCCAGCUGUCCAUCGGCAUCCAGGUGGACGGGCCAGAAGAGGAAACUUUGGAGAUGGAGGACCAGUCCAAGUUCCAAUCAAUUGGUGUCCAGGUGGAGAACGAGAGGGGAUACCGGCGGCUCACCCGCUCCAACAGUGUAACAGCCGCAGUACAGGCUGACCUGGACAUGCCUGACAUGUUAGACAGCGCCCUGGACUCCCCAGAGACAGACCUGCCCUCCUCAGUCUCUGUGUCACGCCAGUACUCGCGCGACGCUGCCACCUCUCCAGCCUCCACCGUCAGCAUCCAGGGCUCGGGGAACCACUACCACGCCUGUACCUCAGACGACUACGAUGACGUGGGCUUCGACCCGUCCAUCCUGCCCCCGCCCGAUCCCUGGAUCGACAGCUUGACCGAAGACCCCCUGGAGGGGGUCCAGAGGUCCGUGUGUCAGCGGGAUGGGCGCUGGUUCCUCAAGCUGCUGCAGGCUGAGACAGACCGCAUGGAGGGCUGGUGCAGACAGAUGGAGCAGGAUGAACAGGAGAACGAGCUGCCUGAUGACGUCUUGGGGAAAAUAAGGCUUGCCGUGGGAAGUGCUCAGCUCCUGAUGUCACAGAAGUUCCAGCAGUUCCGGGAGCUUUGUGAGGAGAACCUGAAGCCCAAUGCCCAACCGCGGCCCAUCUCUCAGGACCUGGCUGGUUUCUGGGACAUGCUCCAGCUGUCCAUCGAGAACAUCAGCCUGAAAUUUGACGAGCUGCACCAGCUGAAGGCCAACAGCUGGAAGCACCUGGACCCCCCGGAGAGAAAGGAGAAACGGAUCCCUCCUCCUGUGCCAAAGAAACCCCCAAAAGGUCAGCCUCCCCUGGCCCGAGAUAGGUCCCUGGAGAGCUCUGAGAAGCAGAGGCUGGAUGCGCGAAAGCGCUUGAUGGCUGCCAAGCGAGCUGCGUCGGUACGGCAGAACUCAGCCACUGAGAGCGCAGACAGCAUCGAGAUCUAUAUCCCCGAGGCCCAAACCAGGCUAUGAGCACCAUGGCAAGCACAUCUUCACCACUACACACAAACCCUGGCUCACACACACACACACACACACACACACACACACACACACAGAUUCACUUACAGUAUACCUCACACACCGCUAGAACACAAACACACAGGUAAACACACACAAGCUUUUAAAAGUAUGGUUCCUGUGGACACAAACACAGAGACCUACUCCCACUGAUAGGUAAGUGCAGGGUAUUUGUAAUAUAAUCACACUAUUCUGUCCGUAAUGGGAAGAGAAAUGCCACCGGUAUAGUUGUUUCUCUUACAUAUUAUUAUCUGUCUCUCACAAAUUUGAUCCUGGUCUUGUUUCUAUCUAUGUAACAUGGAUCCUCGCCUGAAGAGGACCGCUUCUUGAUCCUUCUUUUAAAAAGUUGAGCACUUUUACCCACACCUGUGUAACAUACACCAUGAUCUUGUGAAAUGUAUAGCAUUCUUAAUCAAUGUAGACAGCUGUUGAUAUCCUAACAGGAAGCAAAUAAUAAUUAUCUUUGAGCAUUUGGUUUCUUUAGCUCUUUGUACUUUCACCUAAGCAUGGGCCAAACAGAAUGCCUUGCUUCAUGUCCCAUUCAAACCUCUGAAUCUUUUUUCUUUGAUUGUGACAUGAUUGGCAAACAAACAGGGUAUAUUAUGCAUAAGCAAUAUUUGUUUGAAAUCAGAUGAAGUAAAUGUGUAAAACAAAUGAACACUUUGAUUUUGAAAUCCCAUCUGUGAAGAUCAGAGUUGAGACAAAAACAUUUUUCUGUAGCCAGUUCUGUUGGUUUGUUAUGCUGAAGCUGUCUAUUGUAAAGACAUAGUUGCUUAGUCUAGAGAAAUAUCUGUUUAAACGUUUUAGAAAUUCUUGGUACAAGGACAACUAAUCCUGCUUUCCCUUUUGUAAAGUCUGAUGUGUGUCUAAAGUGGAUUUAUGACAGCUGAGGAUAUUUGCAAUGAUGAGCCACCCAAUAUGAAAUACCCUAAAAACAGAGGGACACUAAGAAUGCAAGUCGUUUUAUUUCUUAACAAUGUUUUUCCAGUAGCAAGUUCGGUGGUUUACUUUUAUUAGUAAACUGUUUCUGGGUAUAUUAGUUAAAUCCCAAGUGGGCCAGUGUGAUGCUCCAGCAGGCUUAGCUCUGUGUUAUUUCUCAGGAAGAGAUGGAAAUUCAGUCUGUCAAAUCAGGGUCUCCUAGUGCUGGUGGUGUGUGUGUGUGUGUGUGUUAUUGACAUGUGCGUGUGUUUGUGCGUGCGUGCGUGCAUGCCAGUAUGUGGGUGUGGGUGUGCGUGUCGUUUUGUGUGCAUCAGUGUUUAGAGGUGAGUGUGUGUGUGGUUGUGGGUCUCUUAAAGUGCUUCCUGAUUUCCUCGGUUGACAUGUUGGCCUUUCUUCAAUACGGUCAAGUAGCCUCAUGAACAUUUUGUACAUAGUCAAAACACCACUUGUACUUGAAAAUAACCAUUUGUGUGUUUGUACAGAAGUGAUACAUGAGGAUGUUCCAGUAAGCAUGCAGACACAAUAUUAGUAUUAUAAAAUCUAUACCUAAUUCAUCUGUUUAUUUAUCAAACUAUUUAUUUAUUGAUGAUUUCAUUUUUUUGUUUUUUACUGUUUCUGUUCAGUGGUCUGUCAUGCUACUCUGAUCUUAUGUUGUAUUGUAUAGAGAGUAUAUGUGCAUACAUAUGAUAAACACAGAAUAAAAUAAUUAUCAACUCUG
Messenger RNA from Oncorhynchus keta (chum salmon), 5137 nucleotides. Its product is annotated as disks large-associated protein 1-like. Gene Ontology annotation, molecular function: molecular adaptor activity. Gene Ontology annotation, cellular component: postsynaptic specialization; glutamatergic synapse. The transcript is spliced from 12 exons. Gene Ontology annotation, biological process: signaling. The record is from RefSeq and is a predicted model, not a curated record. Lineage: Eukaryota; Metazoa; Chordata; Actinopteri; Salmoniformes; Salmonidae. Bases 322 to 3432 code for a protein of 1036 amino acids.